Vigna radiata var. radiata (mung bean) is the source of this 1044-nucleotide messenger RNA. Its product is annotated as peroxidase 12-like. NCBI's taxonomy places the organism in Eukaryota, Viridiplantae, Streptophyta, Magnoliopsida, Fabales, Fabaceae. Gene Ontology annotation, biological process: response to oxidative stress; hydrogen peroxide catabolic process. The record is from RefSeq and is a predicted model, not a curated record. The transcript has 3 exons. The coding region runs from base 1 to 1044 and encodes 347 amino acids. Gene Ontology annotation, molecular function: heme binding; peroxidase activity.
AUGGCUAAGUCCAGUUGUUGCAGUUGUUUAAAUUCUCUGUUCUUGAUUUGUUCGAUUCUAUUUAGUUCCUACAUGAUUUGCUGUGAAGCAGAAGGCAAUCCCGCAGUAGUGAAUGGAUUAUCAUAUUCCUUCUAUUCCGAAAGCUGUCCCAACCUUGAAACCAUUGUGACAAACCAUCUCAGAAAGGUGUUCAACCAAACUCAUUGGCAAGCUCCAGCCUUACUCGUCAUUUUCUUCCAUGAUUGUUUUGUUCAGGGAUGUGAUGGAUCUUUGCUACUGGAUGGUAAUCCAGGUGAAAGGGAUCAUCCACUGAAUAGAGGCAUAAGCUCUAAGGCUCUGCAGACCAUUGAUGAACUAAGAGAAGUUGUUCACAACCACUGUGGAAGGAUAGUUUCAUGUGCAGAUAUCACUGUCUUGGCAGCUCGUGAUGUUAUUUUUCUUUCUGGAGGUCCCUAUUUCAAUGUGCCACUUGGAAGACGAGACAGUCUAAACUUUAACAUUGAAGAAACAAACAAUCUUCCAUUACCCUACAACAUCACCGAUGUCACACUGAAAACAUUUGAAUCCAAAAACUUGGAUGUUAUAGAUGUGGUUGCCUUAUCAGGUGUACACACCAUUGGUCGUGCCCAUUGUCAUACAUUCUACAACAGGCUUUCUCCUCAAGAUCCCACCAUGGACAAAACCUUAGCUAAAAUCCUUAAUUCUACUUGCCCUACCACAUACUCACGUAACACUUUUCCUUUGGACUUCAGAACCCCCAAAACCUUCGAUAACAAAUACUACAUUAACUUGAUGAAUCACCAAGGUUUGUUCACUUCCGACCAAGACUUGUUCAAAGACAAGAGGACAAAAGGGUUGGUAGAAGCCUUUGCACUUAAUCAAACCUUCUUCUUCCACAAAUUCAUUCAUGCUUUUAUAAAGAUGAGCCAAUUGGAUGUGUUGACUCGAAAUCAAGGUGAAAUUCGUGCCAAAUGUAAUCUCAUAAAUGAUGAGAGUUCUACAGUGAAGUCUAUUGUGGAUGAGAUUGUACAAUUACCCAAUUGA